Molecule: messenger RNA, 2340 nt
Organism: Rhipicephalus microplus (southern cattle tick)
Lineage: Eukaryota; Metazoa; Arthropoda; Arachnida; Ixodida; Ixodidae
Source: RefSeq, a predicted model, not a curated record
AUGGCUGACGAGGAAACCCUUGCUUCCCUUCAACAACAAGUACAACAAAUGCAACAACAGCUGCAGGCCCAGCAGAAAGUGAUCCAGAACCAAGAGCAGUGGCUCCAAGAACAGCAGCAGCGCAAUGAAAAUGAAGCGCUCUCGUCCGACGACCAUGCACCGCCCCACUUGGGCCACGCCCCCCAAAACUUCGCUCCAGUGGUUCCUGCUUCUCAGGUGCCUGACGUGUGGUUCGCUCAAGUCGAGGCACAGUUCUCCACGGCACGCAUCACCCAGGACUGGACACGCUAUGACUACGUCGUCACCCAUCUAGACUCUCGCUAUGUGGCUGAGGUUUGCGAUAUACUUGCAAAUCCCCCUGCUGAUGACCGUUACCUACACCUGAAGAAGGAACUAGACCCUUGCCUGACCGCAUCCUGGCCCUUCAAAAUUACGCGCUGCCUGCCACAGCAAAAGACGUCCGCCGUUUCCUGGGACCCUCUCCGUGAUGCGUUGGCCGGCCAACGCGGCAACCAUCCUGUCACUUGGACCCCAGCCUUAACGCAAGCGUUCAAAGACUGCAAAACUGCUCUGUGCAACACUACGCUGCUCUCCUACCCCAAGCCAGAGGCACCCCUGGGUUUUUUCACAGAUGCCUCUAGCACUGCCGUCGGGGCCCCUCUCAUGCAGCGUGUGGGCAACAACUGGAGCCCCUUGGCGUUGUUCUCGAAGAAAUUCUCGUCCCCGAAGCCGCCCCCCCCCUCCGGCAGCAUCAGCGAUGCAGCCUCGCCCCCUGCGGAGACAACCUGGCCAGUCUACUACAGAGAGCUCCUUGCCAUCUACGAAGCAGUGCAACACUUUCGCCACAUCUUCGAGGAACAGCACUGCACCAUAUACACUGACCAUAAACCUAUCACUUACGCCUUCUCCCAACGCCGCAAAAAACUUCCACCGGUGCAGCAGAACCAACUGUCCUUCAUCGCUCAAUGCACCACAGAUAUCCACCACAUCAGCGGAAAGAAAAACGUGGUCGCCGACGCACUCUCUCGCGUCUCGGCUGUCGAGCUACCAACCGUUACAACCGACGCCCUCGCUGAAGCUCAGAAAACGGACACCGAAGUACAUCAGCUCCUCGGAAAGGGCUCUUCCCUUCAACUGCAAAAAGUUACCAUCCCUGGGUCAACGCACGCUCUCUACUGUGACAUAUCAACAGGACGAGUGAGACCAUACGUCCCUUCUUGGCAUCGCCAAAGCCUCUUCAACCAGUUACACAACCUCAGUCAUUCCAGCAUCCGAGCUUCUACACGCCUCGUGACUGACCGGUACGCGUGGCCCUCAAUGCAACAGGAUUGCCGCACCUGGGCACGCACAUGCAUUCAAUGCCACCGCGCCGAAAUCACCCGGCACGUCACGUCGCCACUCGGAGAAUUCCCCCUCCCGACGGAACGGUUCCAGCACGUCCACAUUGACAUCAUUGGCCCCCUCCCACCAGCCGGCCCUUACCGCUAUUGCCUCAUCGCCAUGGAUCGUAACACUCGUUCACCCGAGGUGUGGCCGCUCGAAAGGAUCACCGCAGAAGACGUCGCAUCAGCCUUCUUCUCCAGCUGGGUUUCACACUUCGGCACUCCUCGUCGAGUCCCCACCGAUCAAGGAAGGCAAUUCGAAUCUCAACUCUUCAGGCUCUUCGGGCUCUCCACUGGGUUCGAGCGUUCACGGACAACUAGCUACCACCCUUGCGCCAACGGGAUGAUCGAACAGUUUCACCGGCAGUUCAAAGCAGCCAUCAUGUGCCACCCUCACUCAACCUGGCUCGAAGCUCUCCCCGCCGUCGCUCUUGGUCUUCGUGCAACUUUCAAACCAGACAUUCAAGUCAUGCUCACGGAAUUCAUCUACGGGGAGCCGCUUCGCCUACCUGGAGAACUCCUCUCCGCUCCGACCUCUGAUGUAACCAGCUCGGACCCUGCAGACUUCGUCGCUCGACUCCGUCGCACAAUGACCGCGCUGCGCCCCUCACCAGCGGCUCGCCACAUCAAGCCGACCCCUUUCGUGUUUGAGGACCUGGCAACAUGCUCGCAUGCCUUCCUCCGCGACGACACCGUACGCGCACCUUUCCAGCAGCCUUACUCCAGACCUUGCAAAGUCAUCUGUCGUGACGACAAAACAUUCACCCUGCAAAUCAGUGAAAAAGAUGUACGCGUUUCCAUCGACCACCUAAAGUCAUCAUACAUUCUUUUCCAGGAGCCUACCAACCUCCGCACGCCUCCUGUAUUUCGCCGACAAAAUCCCGCAACGCCUAGGCUCGCACCCCACGCCACCCGCCUUGAACGCCAUGUGCGGGUCCUGAAACCUUUUCAACCCUGA